CACCAGCCGGGGGAGUCCGAAGGGAGACUCCGGCCGCGGCCAGGGCUCGACCACCGGGGCCCAGGCCUAAGGACGAGGCCGGGGGAAUCGAUCGCCCCGACCCCGACCCCACCACACCGCCCGAUGUCCACAAGAUGGAGGCAGCGGGGGCGGCGGCGGCGUGAAGAAGGCGGCGGUGUCCGGGUCCGGGCCGGAGCAGGAGCAGGUGCCUCGGCGGCUGCGGCGGCGACGGCGGCGGCGGCGGCGGGAUGGAGCUGCUUGUGAUCAUCGCGGUGUCGGCCCUCGUUGGCUCCUUCCUCACGCUCCUCGCCCAGUUCCUGCUGCUCUAUCAUCGGAGGCCCGUGCAGCUGGAAGCACCGUCCGCCCCCGACUGGGGGGUCCAGUACGCCACCCCGGUGCCGGGCCUUCUCCUCCGCGAGUACCUCUAUGGCGGCGGCUCGAGCCGGUUGUCGAAGCCCCCGGAGGGCAGCGGCGGCGGCAGGCGCUACUCGGUGGUGCCACGCUCCGUGGAGACCUGCUACUUCCUCAACGCGAUCAUCCUGUUCCUGUUUCGGGAGCUGCGGGACACGGCCCUGGCCCGGCGCUGGAUCACCAAGAAGAUCCGGGUGGAGUUCGAGGAGCUGCUGCAGAGCAAGACGGCCGGCAGGCUGCUGGAGGGCCUGGGCCUGCGGGAAGUGUCCCUGGGCCACGCCAUGCCCCAAAUCAAGACGGUCCGCCUCCUCCAGCCGGUGGUGCCCUCCUUCUCCGGAGACUCGGAGGCUGCCGACGGCGCGGACGAGCCCCCGGAAGCCAGCCCGGAGGAGCUCGUCUUCGAGCUGGACGUGGAGUACAACGGCGGCUUCCACCUGGCCAUCGACGUGGACCUGGUCUUCGGCAAGUCCGCCUACCUGUUCGUCAAGCUGUCCCGCAUGGCCGGGAGACUGCGGCUGGUCUUCACCCGCUUGCCCUUCACCCACUGGGCCUUCUCGUUCGUGGAGGACCCGGUGAUGGACUUAGAGGUGCGUUCCCAGUUCGAGGGGCACCCCAUGCCGCAGCUCACCUCCAUCAUCGUCAACCAGCUCAAGAAGGUCCUCAAGCGCAAGCACACCUUGCCCAACUACAAGAUCAGAUUCAAGCCAUUUUUCCCAUUUCAACUCUCACAAACCACAAAGGAGGAAAAUGAACAACAUUUAUAUAUACAACAAUAUGGACUUACAGAAGGCCGUCUUAAAAUUACCCUACUAGAAUGUAGCAGGUUACUGAUUUUCGGAUCCUAUGAAAGAGAAACAAAUAUUCAUUGUACACUUGAGUUGAGCAGUGAUGUUUGGGAAGAAAAACAAAGGAGUUCUAUUAAGACGAGAUCUGUCCCUGGAAUUAUACUUAGUAACCCUGAGCCAGUGACAAAUUAUGCAAAAGGCUGCUGGGCUGAGUUAGUCAAAGGCAACUUACAAAGUGUUGGACUUACACUUCGCCUGGUUCAGUCAUCUGAUGGAUAUGGUGGACAUGUUGUCAUUGAGACUGUGGCACCAAAUUCACCUGCUGCACUUGCAGAUCUUCAGCGGGGGGACAGACUUAUAGCCAUUGGAGGAGUUAAAAUCACAUCUACAAUCCAAGUGUUAAAGCUCAUCAAGCAAGCAGGUGACAGAGUGAUGGUGUACUAUGAAAGGCCUGUUGGUCAGAGCAAUCAAGGGCCAGUCCUACAGCAGGAUAGUUUUACACAGUUGGAAGAUAAUAGUUUUCUGACAAACCAAUAUCAACCAAAUGAUGAAGAGGACAUAGCUAGCCUUGUAGUGGAUGUCGAUAACAAAGAUCUAGAUUUAGAAUUUGAAGAUUUGGCAUGCGAUGUCAAGGUACAAAAUGAGCCCAAAGAAGAGGUUCCAUCAGUAAGUCAGAGUCCCAAACGUAGUUCAGGAGCAGUUCUUAAUAAGCCUUAUGGAUCUAUCUCACCAAUCUUAACUCGUAAAUCAGGAAGUUAUGUGACACCACGAAGUUCUGUAGUCAGAGAUACAGCCAAAUUAAUGACCCCCAAGACUCCUGAAAUUUUAGACCCAGGACAACAGUCAGCAAGAGGAUCACAAAUAUCUCUUAAGCCUUCUGUGUCACCAAGGCCAGUAUUGAAAUUUGUUCCAUCCUCUACUGAUACUCAAAGCCAGGCAGAAUCAGAUACACCUGUUGAAAAAACAGAGAAAUCACUCUCCCUUCUACAAACAGAAAAACUCUCAGAAAGGUUAAUAACAACAACUAUUAAUCAUACAGAAGAGGCAUCUAUGUCAAAGCCAACUGUGGUAAGGCAGGAAGUGGCAAAAGACCCAGUUUCAGAAAGUGCUAACAAGGACAGUGCAGAUGACCAAACAUGGGAAUCAGCAGAAAUUCUUUAUCACCAUAAAGUAGGUAAAUGGACAAGAAUAAAGGGAACUUGUAUUUUUGACAUAGAAAGCUGUCAUAAGUACCUGAAUGUUGCAGUGUGGUGCAGAGAUCCUUUCAAGGUGGGUGUUCUCAUCUGCUUAGGACAUGUUAGUAUAAAACUAGAAGAGAUUGCUUUAGGAUGUUUAGCUACUUCAAACUUGGAUUAUCUUACAAAAUUCAGAUUGAAUGCUCCAACACCCAAAGCUAUGGUUUCUAGAACAGCAUUGAGAAAUCUGAGUCUGCAAAAGGGAUUCAAUGAAAAAUUCUGCUUUGGUGAUAUUACUAUCCAUUUCAAAUAUUUGAGAGAAGGAGAACAUGAACAUUAUAUGAAUCUUAUGGAGAAGGAAAAGGAAAGCAGUUUGAUAGAGGACAUUCCUACCCUUAGUAAAGAUGACUAUAUUGUUGGACAGAUGAAUUUUGCAGAAAAUAAACAUAGUUUCCAAGACACUCAGUUCCAGAAUCCAACAUGGUGCGACUACUGUAAGAAGAAAGUUUGGACUAAAGCAGCUUCUCAGUGCAUGUUUUGUGCUUAUGUUUGCCAUAAAAAAUGUCAAGAAAAAUGCUUUGCUGAAACCCCACUUUGUGUAGGACCUGAGAAGCGAGUGGACCGGAUCUUUAAAAACUUUCGGCUCGAAGGACAAGAAAGUAUGUUGGGAAUACCUUCUAAUAAAUCAGUCGGCAAAAGUACAGGUAUAACAAGAACACUAUGGAAUACUAGCUCUCGUAUCUUAAACUUGCGUCAAGCUGCUAGAAGAAGCCAAGCUGAACAAAUUACUGAAUUAGCAGAACCCUCCCCCAAGCCAACACCAAACACCUCUGAUAAUGAAGGCAGUGAUACAGAGAUCUGUAGUCCUUUCAAACGGGGAAUCAAAUUGGCAAGAAAAGAAGGAGGCCUAGAUGACAGCGUCUUCAUUGCAGUGAAAGAAAUUGGUCGUGACCUUUAUAGGGGUUUGCCCAAUGAGGAAAGAUUCCAGAAGCUAGAAUUCAUGUUAGAUAAACUGCAGAAUGAAAUUGACCAGGAGCUGGAACACAACAACUCAAUUGCUAGAGAAGAGAAAGAGGCAACUGAUGCAAAGAAAAAGGCACUCCUUUCGACUGCUUUGACUAAAUCAGGGGAAAGACUGCAAGCUCUAACGCUUCUUAUGAUACACUACAGAGCAGGUAUUGAAGAUCUAGAACUAGAAACUCUAUCUUUAUAUCAAACCAAAAAAGUGACUACAGAAGAUGUAGAAGAAGACCUCGAUAAUGAAAUAUGUGAACUAAUGGAGGCUCAACCUUUUGAGAGCCUAUCAGAUGAAUUAUUUGACCCAUCUGAACCUCUGUAGUAGACUGUUUGCCUAUUUAACCUUCCAAACAAUUGCAGGAAAAUUACACUUACUAAAAUACAUCAGAUACCCCCUCAUUUAAACACUCUUAUAAUAUGUAUGGCCUGCUUCUCUACAUUUAUUUGCCCGUCUUAACAGCAAAAAAAAUGAUAGGUUUUUGGUUUUUGUUAUUUUUUUCCAAGCAAAAAGUAUGACCAUUUGACUUGGCUAAAUUGGUUGAUUUGGAUUGUAUUAUAACAUACUUUAGGGGUUAAUAUUGGGAAUUUAUUUUUACUAAUUUAUUUUUAACUUUUUCUAUUAUGGAAACAUUU
Dromiciops gliroides (monito del monte) is the source of this 4021-nucleotide messenger RNA. It is a transcript of the gene PDZD8, whose product is annotated as PDZ domain containing 8. Lineage: Eukaryota; Metazoa; Chordata; Mammalia; Microbiotheria; Microbiotheriidae. The transcript is spliced from 6 exons. The record is from RefSeq and is a predicted model, not a curated record. Gene Ontology annotation, biological process: mitochondrial calcium ion homeostasis. Gene Ontology annotation, molecular function: protein binding; lipid binding. The coding region runs from base 249 to 3710 and encodes 1153 amino acids. Gene Ontology annotation, cellular component: mitochondria-associated endoplasmic reticulum membrane contact site.